ACGAAGAAGGUUUAAUUUUGGUUACAUAAAAACCAUAUUCUAUUAGGAACUAACAUUCAAUUCACUAUUAACCCCCUACGCACCCUAUAUAUAUUAUUUCUCCCUUUCUCUUCAACAAACUUUAGAUCAACAAAGAGAAAACCAAAAAAAAAAAAAAAAGCCUUUGAUUUUUUUUAAUUUUUUUUUUGUGGUUAAAAACAAAUCUUGAUACUACUACAACAAGAAGAAAAAGAAAAUAUGUGUUGUUGUGGAGAUGAUUGUCAAUGUAGACCUUUAGGUUUUCUAUUAGGUCUUCCCUUUGCUCUUGUUGCUCUUCUUCUAUCCAUUGUUGGUGUUAUCAUAUGGAUUGUUGGAAUUACAUUGAGUUGUUUAUGUCCAUGUUGUAUUUGCGUAACAGUAUUGGUAGAGAUGGCUUUGGCAUUAAUCAAAGCACCAUUUUCAGUUAUGAAAUGGUUCACUGAACAAAUUCCAUGUUAGAAAAUAAAAAAAUCAUGUAUAAAAAUUUAAUUUAUUUAUUUAUCUGUGUUUUUUUCUUUGUUGUGAGAAAAUAAAUUAGGUUUAUUUUAAUAUUGUUAAACUUGUUAUCUUCCCCCCCCCCCCCUACUAUAUUGAUUCUUGAAAUUGAUUACUAGUAUUUGUUUUUGAUAUCAUUACAUAAUGUAUAUAUUUGUUGUUGCUGCGGUU
This is a messenger RNA of Solanum dulcamara, 684 nucleotides long. Its product is annotated as signaling peptide TAXIMIN 1-like. The coding region runs from base 238 to 477 and encodes 79 amino acids. NCBI's taxonomy places the organism in Eukaryota, Viridiplantae, Streptophyta, Magnoliopsida, Solanales, Solanaceae. The record is from RefSeq and is a predicted model, not a curated record. The transcript has 2 exons.